Messenger RNA from Thrips palmi, 2730 nucleotides. It is a transcript of the gene PIG-G, whose product is annotated as GPI ethanolamine phosphate transferase 2. The record is from RefSeq and is a predicted model, not a curated record. The transcript has 14 exons. Gene Ontology annotation, cellular component: endoplasmic reticulum membrane. Lineage: Eukaryota; Metazoa; Arthropoda; Insecta; Thysanoptera; Thripidae. Gene Ontology annotation, biological process: GPI anchor biosynthetic process. The coding region runs from base 109 to 2646 and encodes 845 amino acids.
UUCGCAGUCGCAGCUGCUGCAGCUGCGCAGCAGCCGCCCCGCCCGCCAGCCGGCGCUUGUUAUUGUUAUUAAGGAAAAUAACCUAGAAACUCUUUUGCCACUCCCAUUAUGCAGCAAAUACAAGAUAUUGUCAAUGGAAAGAAAUACCAAAUUGUUUCAUAUCACUCACUUCUUAUGCUUUUCCGUACAUGUUUCACCCUAUUCGCACUGUGUUUAUUCUUGUUUGGGUUUUUCCCUAUCAAGAAUGUAAAUGUCAGUUUUUCUACUAAAGAAGACAUUCCCUCACGCCUUUUAAAUUCUAGUUUGGACAACAAUAUUUUGUACCACAGACAUAUUGGAAAACUUGUACUUGUGGUGAUUGAUGCAUUUCGAUGGGACUUUGUGGAGACUCCAGAAUACAUGCCUUAUGUCACCGAGCUUCGUAGAUCAAAGAAAGCCCUGCUACUUACGGCACGAUGUCAUCCACCUACAGCAACUAUGCCAAGAAUAAAGGCUAUUAUGACAGGAUCUAUACCAAAUUACGUUGACGUUGCUUUUAAUUUAGGAAGUAAUAAAGUUCUUGAAGACAACUUGAUUCAUCAGUCGGUGGAAAAUGAUCUCAAGGUGGUAUUUUAUGGUGAUGAGCUUUGGCUGAAUCUUUUCCCAGAUAAAUUCAUAAGGAAGGAAGGAACAACAUCAUUUUUAGUUUCUGACUACACAGAGGUAGAUGCGAAUGUCACUCGACGUAUUGGCAAGGAGUUGAAAAAAAAUGAUUGGGACAUACUCAUUCUUCAUUAUCUUGGACUUGAUCAUAUAGGUCACUUGGCAGGCCCAAGAAGUCCUCUCAUUCCAGACAAAUUGAGAGAAAUGGACGGGGUAAUUAAACUUUUGCACGAAAGCUUGCAAAAAUGGGAUUUGGAACAUUCACAAGCAUUUCCUUCUUACUUAGUGGUUACAGGUGAUCAUGGAAUGCACGAUUCAGGUAGCCAUGGGGGUGCCACUUUAGGAGAAAUUCUGGCCUCUCUUCUUCUCAUUGAAAGCACUCCUCACAAUAUCUCUCUGUCAGGAAAACGUCCAGAAGUCUCUCAGAUUGACCUCGGUGCUACACUAGCUGUUCUAUUGGGACUGCCUAUUCCCAAGCUGAGCCUUGGUGCCCUCAUUCCGCAUGCUCUGCACAGACUCUCUGAUGAGCAGUAUCUCUUUGCAUUAUUUUACAAUGCUCAAUUAAUAGCAAAUCAGUUUUUAAAUGCUGAUUCAAACGGAGGCUCUAAAGAUUGCUUUAUCCUGUAUCUAAAAGCUCAGCAUGUCCACGAGUUAUGGCUUAAAAAUAGAACAGAGGACUUAAAGAUUUUAGCAGAAUCAUUGUAUUUUAAUGCAACCCAAGGGAUGAGCUUUUCUGUGGUCAAAAAUCUUGUGACAUUUAAUAUGUGGGCUAUUGUCUUAAGCUGUGGUAUACUAAUUAUGGUUCUGUUUUGGACGAUGUUAGUCCUGCAAAGUUUCAGUCUGAGGACUGCAUGCAAAAAUUUGUCAACCAUUACAAUUUUUCUGCUUGUUGGGAGUAUUUUGCAUGCUGUAAGCUUAAGCUCGUCUAGUUUCAUUGAAGAAGAACAUCAAACUUGGUACUUUCUUUGGAUCACUUUCCUGUUAUUGGCAAGUUGGACUAACAGACCGAUAGGAAAUGAGUUUAGUUCCAAAUUUGCUCUUGUUGCUGUGUUGUUGGGUCACCGGUUUCUACGCAAGUUGAAUCAAACUGGGGAUAAAUGGGCAUCCCUUCCUGAUAUUAGUGAUUGGCUAGAAAUGCCAGAGCACCAAAUUUGCCUUACACUGGUAUUUCUCCUGGGUUUGGUAGGAGUUUGGACCAGCUUAUUGGGGCUGAAAUGUGUUUCCAAUACAGUUGAUAAGGUUCUGCAUUUUUGUGCUUUACUCUGUACUUUGUUUUAUCGAAAUGAUGUUGGUGACAUCUUUCUUCCAUACCUCCCUUUUAUCUCAAGUAGUGGGGUCAAAGAAGUAAAGGCCUUUUGGUUUUUGAUAUUGCUGUUUUUCUUAAGAUCUGUGGCAAACAUUCAACAAAAAUGGUCUAUGAAAAGAGCUGUUAAGAUACUUCUUUCAAUAUUGGUUUUAGUCAGUACACUGCUUUUACAACCAAGCAAUGUCAUUCUUAUUUCAUACUUAGUAUUAUCUAGUUUUACCAUUCAAGCCUACUUCAAAGAUACAAUCAAGUGCAGCUUUGGUCAUGUGUGGCUAGGAACAGUUGUUUAUUUUUAUCAGGGUAAUUCCAAUAAUUUAGCCACCAUUAAUGUUGCUACUGGUUACAUUGGUGUGGAACAUCAGAAUUUGAUUUCCGCUAGUUUACUGGUGUUAUUUCAUACUUUAACUUUCCCCAUUCUGGCCUUACUACUUUUAUGGCUGCAAUUUGCAAAGGAACCAAUAACACCCCUCAGGAAAGCGGACAUGCUCAUCAGUUUAAACGUAUGUUUUCUGCUGCGCCUACUGCCUUUGACAGUAUAUUUUAUUGUGAUUACAAUACAAAGAGAACAUUUAUUCAUAUGGUCCGUAUUUGCACCCAAACUUUUGUAUGAGACUGCCCAUUCUCUGAUUUGUCUUGUCAUGAUGGCAUGUGGUUGUCUGCUAACAUUUGUGGACAGUAAAUUGAAAGGUGGUGUAUGACCUUUGUCAUGUUGAUAAUUGGACAGCAUGAUUUGACUUAACAAGGUCAGCAGUAAAUAAAAAAAAGUUUUUAAGUAAAGGUCA